GGCGGUGCCGCGGGCGGGGAGCAAAGGUUGUUUGGUGCCUUCGCACCCCAACUUCUCCUAACCGGCCGCGGCGUCAUGACGGUGGCAGCCAGGCUCCGGAGCAAGGCGGCGAGCAGCCUCCCGCGCCGCGGGCCCCGGGGGCAGGGGGACGAGGACACCACCGCGAUCCUGGAGCUGGAAGACGAGGUGGCCGAGAGCGCGGCGAGCGCGGAGCGCCCGGAGGCCCGGAGCGCGCGGCGGGUGCACCUGGCCGUCCUCCCUGAGCGCUACGAGCCGCUGGAGGAGCCGGCGCCGGGCGACAAGCCCAAGAGGAGGUACCGGCAGAAGCUGAAGAAGUACGGCAAGAACGUGGGCAAGGUCAUCAUCAAAGGAUGCCGCUACGUGGUCAUCGGCCUGCAGGGGUUCGCCGCGGCCUACGCCGCCCCGUUCGGCGUGGCCGGCAGCGUGGCGUCAUUUGUCCGCUAGUGGGGGCUGCUGCGGGGCAGACCCUUCUGGAAUGAUGGGAGCCUCCAUCCGGCAGCCAUACAAAUCCAGACGCAUCUCAGACUCGAAGCCAUGACCUACUUGGAAGGAAAAAAGUCUCUCUCUGUCGAAUCUGACGAUUGUUGUGAAUGGGACAUCUUUACCCCUCUGCUGAGUUUUUCACGUUUCUUGGACAUGGGUGGCUCUGACGGACAAUCCCACAUAGAAUGAGGCUGAUGUUACCUUUGGGGUCAGGGUCAAGUUUGCUCACACUGGAGCCUUUGUGGGAAGCUCGCGCGUGGAGGCAAACCCUCAACCGGCGCGAGCAGCCUGGGCGGGCAGCAGAUAGGUGAUUAUGGGGGGAAAGGAUUGUUACCCGGCGUGACAUGAUUUGCCAUCUUGUCCUGGAAAGGUCGCGGCUGACCGGCGCUCACAGCCCUUCACGGCCGGGGUUCUGAGGGCACCAAAGGAGCAGCUUGCUGCUGAAGUCACGUCCCCCAUCUCCUCCUCCACACUUUGUCACUGGCAGUUUAAUUACAGGCUGGAGAAGAAGGAAGGAAGAAAAAUCUCUUUGAAGGCUGACACUUUGAAACUGUGUUGGCAAUGUGUCGUGACUGUUUAAAGUAGAUAAAAGCUUGGCAUUGUUACCUUUCUCUGACACGAGUGUGCGGUGGGGUGAGGGGAGGGAUGGGGGCAGGUUCAAGUGCAGGCUGCCGCUGACAAAGGUCGGGUGAGGGAGCCCGCUGGAGGGCUGAUGUGCCCGGUCCAGCCCAGCCUGGCCCAGCUGCAUGUUCGAGCCUCAGCGCUGCAUCUCUCUGCCAAGCCACCGAAGGGUGCUUUGUCUUGGGCGUGAGGGACGUACCACAUCUGGAAAUAAAAGUGUUUGAUUUAGAGAAGGAACAGGGAAGUAGGAGAUGGUUGCAAAGGAAGUAGAAACAGGGCAAGAAGGAGGUUGGGCGAGAGGAGUGGAGAUACGGGACCCCGAUUUGGGUUGUGAGCGAUGGGAGGUCUUCGGUGGGCUGGGUCUUUGGCUCGGGGAAGGGGCCGGGGCAGCUACGUGGGCAGCCUGUGUGGCUGGGGCUUAGACACCCUCUGGCGCCUGCGAGCUCAUGUUGUCUGCCGUCGUAGCAUCCUUUCCUCUUCUGCGAUGCCCGCUUUGACCAUGUCUCACCCGGAUUCAAAGGUUAGGGCGAGCCUGGUCCUGACGCUCCCCCAGGAUGACCCGCUGACUGACUUUGGACCAUUGGUCAGGGAGGUGGCAGAAAGAGGAAGUCUCUCACCCUGUGCCCCCUGCCAAGCCCCAUGACUGGCCACUGUUCUGACUUUGUUUCCAGAAUAUCUGAAAGUUCUACAUGGUUAUGGUUGAUCAGUCGGCGGGAUCAAUGGCAGCAUCUACCGGUUGCCCUUAGAAGUUUCUAGGCCAUGCAAAGGCGGCCACGAUGCUCAUGUUUCACCAAUCAAACCCAACCAGGUGGUAUGGGGGAGUGGAGACGGUGAGAGACAGACAGACAGACAGAAAAAGGAAUUGGUGGAGGCGAAAACUGUGGCCGUGAAGCUAGACUCAGCUUCCCAUCCUGGAGGCUCAUGGGAGGUUGGAACUUGGAUCCAGCUUCUGCAUCACUAAUAUUUGUGAGGAAAAGAGAGAACAAAUGUUCUUGUUUUAGCUCAGAUGAUGAAAGUUGAUAAUGGCACAUUUUCACACAUGUAAGAUAAUUAUAGCUUGCCCGGCCAUGCUGGGAGUUGG
This is a messenger RNA of Pteronotus mesoamericanus, 2206 nucleotides long. RefSeq names its product chromosome unknown C1orf115 homolog (gene CUNH1orf115). NCBI's taxonomy places the organism in Eukaryota, Metazoa, Chordata, Mammalia, Chiroptera, Mormoopidae. The transcript is spliced from 2 exons. Bases 76 to 465 code for a protein of 129 amino acids. The record is from RefSeq and is a predicted model, not a curated record.